ACAGUGCUGGUGAGAGAACUGGGUAAGGUUUGAUGUCUAAGCCAUGCUGGGGCCAGCUCUGCGUUUGCUCCUGCUGGCUCGUUCUGUCUGUAUUCCUGCAGUCCGAUGGCCGCUUGGACUCACAUCCAGAAGGAUACUGGACACAGACUUAGGCCACAAACCUCCAAGGACUCACUUUCUCUGACCACAGGCCUCCCCUCCCUGGCAUGCACACCCCAAGGAUAGUCUUUUUCAUUCUCUUGGGGUCCUGUCUGCUUAUGCAAAGCACUGCUUCCUGCAGAUGCAGAUGUGCUGUAUGUCCAACAAGGUGGCACCGUCUGCCUGGUAUUUCUUUCUGCUGCUCAUGAUCACCUGUCAAAGCUUGCUUUGUGUUAGCCAGCUCUCUGUUGCUGUGACAGAUGCCUGAAGUAAUCGACUUAGGAUGAGAAAAGGGUUGGGAUGGCUCAUGAGUUUAGAAGCUCCAGUCCACGACUGGUGGGUACUGAUGCUUUUAGGUGUACGUUAGGUCCUACUUCGUGGUGCUCCAUGUGGCAAGCCAGAACUCUCCCUCAAAGCCAGGAAUGAGAGACAAGAGAAGAGGAAGCGGGGGGAGUCCUUUUUUCCCCUCUGAAGGCGAGUCCCCAGUGUUCUAGGCCCCACCUCUUAAAAAUGUCUACGACCUCCCAAUAAUAACCCAAUACCGCAGUUGUUCAGGAAGUUCAACAAGCUGGAAAGGGAGGCCUGGGACUACAGCUUAGUGGUAGAGUGUGUACAGCGGGUGUGAGGCUCUUACUGUCAGAGGCGGGCUUGGGGAGGGCCUGAGAGUCUGAGGCUGUGUGGGACUGACUGGGUAGAGUGAGCGACCAAAGGGAAGGACAGCAGGGAAGGCAGAGGCCAGAGAAUACGAAGGAAGGGCGUAGGUUGGUGUUAAGGCCCUGACCUUCACUUUUUGAGUGGUAUGAGGUCAUGGAAGCAUUGGGAACCUUGAGGGCCAGGGUCAGCCUGUGGCUACACUGUUGCGAUUCCACUGGAGCCCUGGUGGGAAGAAGCAGGAGGAACUUGGGAACAGCUGCGGUAAUGGGAGUGGCUGGAUGCUUGGACCUGGGGGUGGGUGUUAGACCUAGGACUGGAGGGACUCUGAGACUUAAGUCGUCAUUUAAAUAAAGGUUCUUGUAGGAGAGCUCCUGGUCUGACUUUUAAUGAUGGAGGGAAACUGAAGCUCAAUAAAGAAAGUUUCCUGUCCAAGUUGCCAAACAUUGGACUCUCAGUCCAGUAGUUUGCAGCUGAGCGGAGUGGUCCCUUGAAGGAGGGCUGUGCAGGCUCUUGAGCCACGGGCAGAAGGGACGGCUGGCUCCACAAUGCUGUGGCUGAGCAGUGAGAUCUGACAGUGCCAGCGGCCUCAGGGCUGGCAGCCUCUGCUUGGCACGCCAGGCCUUCGGCAGCGCUCUCUGGGCUUCUGCCCAGGAUUUUGACUCUAGUUGGACUGCAGUGUUGGUGAUGUCCCAGGCCCUGGGCACAUCAAAGCCAGAGUCCACAGUGUUCUUCCUUGAGCAUUUACUGAGCUUCUGCUGAGGUAAGGACAGGGACCAGGAAGAGACCCUCCUGUCCUCCAGGAGCUGACAAGCCUUCAGACUGACAGGGCAGCCAGAGGGGUGUGUGUGUGUGUGUGUGUGUGUGUGUGUGUGUGGUGGAGGUGGGGCAAAGUGUCCGCGUGUGAGCAUGUGCAAGACUAGCUAAGGUCAGAGGAGCACUGGUCUAAGGUAUGAACCAGCCUCCAUAGCCCCUAUCUCCCCAGUGUGCAGCUAGAGCUCAGGCCUGCCACCGUGGUCCGAUUCAAUCUGUGGUAGAUAGCAUCUGUUGUAACAAAGGCACACAGAAGGCCAGCGUGUCAUUGAGAGCAGAUAUCACUUCCAGCAGGAAGACCUGCCGCGCUCUUGACGUCAUCUCUUGUCAGGAGGCUUCUGUGUCUCCUUGGCAUUUCUUUGGAAGGGGCUGUGGUUGGUCACUGAUGGUUUGGGCACUGGAGACUCUGAUGACAGGCUUUGCCGUGGAUAGGCCUGAACCAGCUUUGAAGAGUAGGACCUGGUGUCGCCUUCAGACUUCCGCCGGAGGGCCGCCUGGAGAAGGUCUUCAUUGAAUUCUGUCAUGGUUAUCUAAGGAAUCUUGCCUAGAAAGUUCCCACAAGCACGCAGCUCCCUGCCGCCUGGAAGGCGUGGACUCCAAGAUGAUCAUAAAGGAAUACCGGAUUCCCCUGCCAAUGACCGUGGAUGAAUACCGCAUCGCCCAGCUGUACAUGAUACAGAAGAAGAGCCGAAAUGAGACCCAUGGGCAAGGCAGCGGAGUGGAGAUCCUGGAGAACCGGCCCUACACAGAUGGUCCUGGCGGCUCUGGGCAAUACACCCACAAGGUGUAUCAUGUGGGCAUGCACAUUCCUGGCUGGUUUCGCUCCAUCUUGCCCAAGGCAGCCUUGCGGGUGGUGGAGGAGUCCUGGAAUGCCUACCCCUAUACCCGAACAAGGUUCACCUGCCCCUUUGUGGAGAAGUUCUCCAUUGACAUUGAAACCUUUUAUAAGACAGACACUGGGGAAAACAAUAAUGUGUUCAACCUGUCUCCUGUGGAAAAGAGCCAGCUGGUAACAGACGUCAUCGACAUCGUCAAGGACCCUGUGCCCCCCAGUGAGUAUAAGACCGAAGAAGACCCCAAGCUGUUCCACUCGGUCAAGACCUGCCGGGGGCCUCUUUCUGAGAACUGGAUUCAGGAGUACAAGAAGCGGCUCCUCCCCAUCAUGUGCGCCUACAAGCUCUGCAAGGUGGAGUUCCGAUACUGGGGCAUGCAGUCCAAGAUUGAGAGGUUCAUCCAUGACACAGGUCUGCGGCGGGUGAUGGUGAGGGCCCACCGGCAGGCCUGGUGCUGGCAGGAUGAGUGGUACGGACUGACCAUGGAGAAAAUCCGAGAGCUGGAGAGGGAGGUACAGCUCAUGCUGUCCCGCAAAAUGGCCCAGUUUUCGGAGGAAGGACCCUCCGAACUAAGCAAGGACAGUACUACCAAGGACCAGGCAUCCGGAACAACCCCUGAUCCAGGCAGCAAAAACGGGGAGCCUCUGGGGCGGGGCCUGAAGAAGCAGUGGUCCACCUCCUCCAAGUCCUCGCGGUCCUCCAGGCGGGGAGCCAGUCCCUCCCGACACAGCAUCUCAGAGUGGAGGAUGCAGAGUAUCGCCAGGGACUCCGACGAAGGCUCAGAAGAGGAGUUCUUUGAUGCACAUGAGAACCUGUACUACACAGAGGAAAAACAAGCCAAGGACAUGACCAAGUGGAACUCCAAUGACCUCAUGGACAAAAUGGAGACCCCGGAGUCUGAGGACUCACAAGAUGGAAUCUACCAGCAGAGUGGCUCUGAGUUCAGGGUAGCCUCCAGUGUGGAGCAGCUGAACAUCAUUGAGGAUGAGGUGAGCCAGCCACUAGCCGCGCCACCCUCCAAGAUUCACGUGCUGCUGCUGGUGCUGCAUGGAGGCACCAUCCUGGACACGGGAGCGGGGGACCCCAGCUCCAAGCAGGGGGACACCAAUACUAUCACCAACGUGUUCGACACCGUCAUGCGCGUGCACUACCCCAGUGCCCUAGGCCACCUAGCCAUCCGCCUGGUGCCCUGCCCACCCAUCUGUGCCGAUGCCUUCGCCCUCGUCUCCAACCUCAGUCCCUAUGGCCAUGAUGAGGGCUGUCUGUCUAGCAGCCAGGACCACAUCCCCCUGGCUGCCCUGCCCCUGCUGGCCACUUCCUCACCCCAGUACCAGGAGGCAGUUGCUACAGUGAUUCAGCGGGCCAACCUGGCCUACGGAGACUUCAUCAAGUCCCAGGAAGGUGUGACCUUCAACGGACAGGUCUGCCUGAUUGGAGACUGUGUUGGGGGCAUCCUGGCGUUUGAUGCCUUAUGCUACAGUGGCCAGCCAGUGUCUGAGAGUCAAAGCAGUAGCCGCCGGGGCAGUGUGGUCAGCAUGCAGGACGCUGACCUGCUGUCCCCGGGCACCCUGGCGAAUGCAGCACACUGCUCCGGUGGCAGUGGCGGUGGCGGCGGCGGAGGCUCCAGCCUGGAGAGCAGUCGGCACCUGAGUCGCAGCAACAUUGACAUCCCCCGAAGCAACGGCACCGAGGACUCCAGAAGGCAGCUGCCCCGCAAAAGGAGUGACUCGUCCACCUAUGAGCUGGACACCAUCCAGCAGCACCAGGCCUUCCUAUCCAGCCUCCACGCCAGCGUGCUGAGGAAUGAGCCCAGCUCCCGCCGUUCAAGCAGUUCCACGAUGCUAGACGGUGCCGGGGCCCUGGGCAAGUUUGACUUCGAGAUCGCCGACCUCUUCCUCUUCGGGUGCCCACUAGGGCUAGUCCUAGCCUUGAGGAAAACGGUCAUCCCCUCCCUGGACGUUUUCCAGCUGCGGCCAGCGUGUCAGCAAGUGUACAACCUCUUCCACCCCGCGGACCCCUCAGCCUCCCGCCUGGAGCCACUGCUGGAGCGGCGUUUCCACAGCCUGCCACCCUUCAGCAUCCCUCGGUACCAGCGCUACCCGCUGGGGGACGGCUGCUCCACACUGCUGGUCGAGACCGUGCAGAGAAACCCAGAGCUGGUCCUGGAGGGCGGCCCCCUGGCCCCCCUCCCCCACGGGGACAGCUUCCUGGAGACCAGUAUCCCCGUUCCUGCGCUCACCUGGCAGGAUGGGCCCCGCCAGAGCCUGGGCUGUUCUGAGUCGGAUGUGCUUCAGACCCACAACACAGUCUUCCAAGAGCAUGCAGCCCCCUCAUCACCUGGCACCGCCCCUGCUGGCCGUGGCUUCCGCAGAGCCAGUGAGAUCAGCAUCGCCAGUCAGGUGUCCGGCAUGGCCGAGAGCUACACAGCAUCCAGCAUCGCCCAGAAGGGUCCCUCGUCGCUCAACCACACCCCCAGCAUCAGGCGCCUAUCCUUGCUCGCCCUGCCCCCCCCAUCCCCUACCACCCAGGGUCCCCGUGCCAGGGCAAGGCAGGUGAGCCCCAACCUGGAGAGGGCCCCCUGCCUCCCUGACUUGGACAUCGGAGAAGUUGCUGCCAAGUGGUGGGGCCAGAAGCGGAUUGACUACGCCCUGUACUGCCCGGACGCCCUCACAGCCUUCCCCACGGUGGCCCUGCCCCACCUCUUCCACGCCAGCUACUGGGAGUCAACCGAUGUGGUCUCCUUUCUGCUGAGACAGGUCAUGCGGCACGACAGCUCGAGCAUCCUAGAGCUGGACGGCAAGGAGGUGUCCGUGUUCACGCCUUCGCAGCCCAGGGAGAAGUGGCAGCGCAAGAGGACCCACGUGAAGCUGCGGAACGUGGCAGCCAACCACCGGAUCAAUGACGCAGUUGCCAAUGAGGAUGGCCCACAGGUUGUGACAGGCCGGUUCAUGUAUGGGCCCUUGGACAUGGUCACCCUGACUGGGGAAAAGGUGGACGUGCACAUCAUGACGCAACCACCUUCAGGUGAGUGGCUGUACCUAGACACUCUAGUGACCAACAGCAGCGGGCGCGUCUCCUACACCAUUCCAGAAACACACCGCCUGGGGGUGGGCGUCUACCCCAUCAAGAUGGUGGUCAGGGGAGACCACACAUUUGCCGACAGCUACAUCACCGUGCUCCCCAAGGGCACAGAGUUCGUGGUCUUCAGUAUCGACGGCUCCUUUGCCGCCAGUGUGUCCAUCAUGGGCAGCGACCCCAAGGUGCGCGCCGGGGCUGUGGACGUGGUGCGACACUGGCAGGACCUGGGCUACCUCAUCAUCUAUGUGACCGGCCGGCCCGACAUGCAAAAGCAGCGGGUGGUAGCAUGGCUGGCUCAGCACAAUUUCCCUCACGGUGUGGUGUCCUUCUGUGAUGGCCUGGUGCAUGACCCACUGCGCCAUAAGGCUAACUUUCUGAAGCUGCUCAUCUCUGAGCUGCACCUGCGCGCGCAUGCGGCCUACGGCUCCACGAAGGAUGUGGCGGUCUAUAACUCCAUCAGCCUCUCUCCCAUGCACAUCUACAUCGUGGGCCGACCCACCAAGAAGCUACAGCAGCAGUGCCAGUUCAUCACGGAUGGCUACGCGGCCCACCUGGCCCAGCUCAAGUACAAUCACCGGGCUCGCCCAGCCCGGAACACGGCCACGCGCAUGGCUUUGCGCAAGGGCAGCUUCGGCCUACCUGGCCAGAGUGACUUCCUGCGCUCCCGGAAUCACCUGCUCCGCACCAUCUCGGCCCAGCCCAGUGGGCCCAGCCAUCGGCACGAUCGGACCCAGACCCAGAUGGACAGCGAGCAGCGGGGCCAGCGCAGCAUGAGCAUGGCGGCCAGCUGCUGGGGCCGGGCCAUGGCAGGCCGGCUUGAACCAGGGGCAGCCACGGGACCCAAGUAGGACACUCUCAGGAGGCGCUGUGGUCUCCAUGGUGCUAGGCCAGGGCACCGGCCCUCCUGGGAGGCCUGGCCUGGGCAGCACACGUUGGUGGCUGGGGACACGCACAGACAUGGCCUGAGAGCGACCCAGGGCCCCUUGGAAGACAUGGCCAUGCCAACACAGCCCUCCCAGCCUUGCCUGAUGCCCUAGGCUCUGAGGAGCCCAGCUGGUCAUGGGACCUGGCAGGACGUCCAGCCCAUGAUGGGAGAGGAGCCAGGAUCGGUAGGCCACCUAGCCCAGUCUGGGAGGCAUUCCUGGGCAUCUUGCUCCGUGUUGAUCUCUCAGCCUCCUGGUGCCAGUCGUGGGUCUUGGCCCUGCCUGCCACCUCCCUGUCCACUGGCGCCCCUUCCUAUUUGGUAGUGGCUCCAAUGGGGUCCAGCCCGCUUCUUGUUGACUCCAGUUCUCAACUGUCCAACCUCACUGGUUUUGCACUAGUUUUUGAGAGUGGAGACCUGUUACCAUCUCCUGGCCCUAGACAUGUUGACAUGCAUGAAAAUCCAGUCUCUGCUGACCCAGGCCAGGGCCUGUCACCACACAGAGUGGUCCAGUGUGGAAAACCUUCACGCAGGCAGGAGAGAAAGGCCAUACAUAUCGUAAUUUCUGCUGCCUGCCCGGUCUGUCGACACCACAGCGGCCCAGUGGCAGUCCCAGACUGCUACCCACCCAUCCACCUGCCCCACCCAGAGCUCAGUGCAGUUCCGGAACUGAUGUCACUGGCUCUUGGUAGCCCACCUUGGGCAGCUGGACCUGGAGAAGCCUGGCCUCCACCGUUGCUCCUCGCCUGUCCUGGGCUGGGGCCCUGUGCCACGGCUGCUGCCCACCAUGUUUCUACGCCUUUCUACUUCUCCAUCUGGUUUCUAUAAGGUUUUGUUUUGUUUUGUUUUUUAAAAACAGGCAAUCCUCGGCUGCUUCCUUUUCUUAACUCAGUGUCAGCGCAGCCUGCUACAUUAGGAACACCCAGCACUGUGACAGGGCCCUACUAAGUCUGGCCUGUGGGCCCUGCACCUGGCCCACGAUUCCACUGACUUCCUACUCUGGGGCGGGUGGGGCUCUUAGGUUUUCUUAACGCCGUUUCGUUUAAUGUCGACUCCAGGAAGCCACAGCUCACUCUCUAGCCUAUGGGCACACAGCCAUCUUAUUGCUCCCCAAAUACGGAAGGGUGACCUACACACUGGGUCUGAGCCCCCGCCUUCCUCACAGCACUGACCACACCUCUCCUGCACCUUCCCUGCGUUGGCUGAGCCCAUGGAGCUCGGGCCCACGGUCCAGCGAUGGGGCUCUGUGCCUGAGUCGCUGCCAGGCUGGACUCGGACGCAGAGCCGCGUGGCUGGGCCCAACAGGGGUACAGGAGGCACUGACUUUGCUGUGUAGCUAUGUACAGCACAGGCGCGUGGGACUCCUGCCACGGCGAGCCUACACGGGAAGAAAGCUAUUUAUUUUGUGCAGAGGGGGAAAAAAAUGUCUGGAGGGGUGAGACUUUCAGGGUCUUCUCAUAAGGUGUAGCUUUGUGUUGUUUCCAGCGUUCUGUAUAAAGCAGUGAUUAUUUUAUGGACCAAGAUUCCAUGGAACUGUCACAGUAAAAGUGCAAUAUUUGUCCCACCACUCCCCACUGGGGGCCCCACAGGAAGCUGCUGGCCCGACAAUCACUGCCCCACCGGGGGCCCCGGGGGUCAGGGCCUCCUCCCUCAGCCCCACCCGUCCUGCUUCAGCCUAGGUGACCAGCCAUUGUGAGAAGCUCAAGCCACCUGCAGUAAGGCAGGAGAGGCCUGGGGCCGGCAGGCUUGGUCUCUCCCCUGGGCAGCCCCUGUGGCUCUAAAUGCCCAUGCCUGCCCAGCUGUCAGCCAUGCCAAGGACAACAGCAAUAGUCCCCUGGGCCGUCCCAGGGCCCUCAGCCAUAGAUGGUGAGACGGGCAGCCUCCCUCCAAAACCUCACUCAAGUCUGCUUUUUGUCUCCCUUAAGAUUCCCUUUGGCUUGUUCUCUUGAGGAAGCCCCACUUCUACAGAAAGUAAGAGAGGAAGGUCAAAGUCCUUUAAAAAUACCAAAAAAAUGUUUACAGUGUCAGGUGCUGAGCUGCAGGGCUCAGGCCCGGCCAUUCGUAACCAAAGGGUGAGGCAGACCUUGCUGACUGCCCCCACCCCAGGCCUGUUAGAAUAGAAGCCUUAGUCAGUCCCUCCCAUCCCCAGUCCCCAGGACUGAGCCUCGAUGCCACCCAUCACCAACCACCUGCCUUCUCUUUGAUUUCUAAAGAAGGAUUCUGCAAAGUUCCCCAUCCCUUUUCCCGGCUCUGUGGGAGCCACCACCCUCCCGUUUCACCUUCACAUCUCAGACCCCCAUCUGUCCCUGUACUGUCUUGUUUCUCCGGAUCGUUGUGUGAACUGUCCUGACCCCACCCCAUGCUGUCUGGCCUGAGUGUGCUCUCUGUAUACCGUGUCACAGUCUGUUACACCAAUUAAAGAAGCAGGA
This is a messenger RNA of Mus pahari (shrew mouse), 8864 nucleotides long. It is a transcript of the gene Pitpnm2, whose product is annotated as phosphatidylinositol transfer protein membrane associated 2. The record is from RefSeq and is a predicted model, not a curated record. Gene Ontology annotation, biological process: phospholipid transport. Bases 2204 to 6361 code for a protein of 1385 amino acids. The transcript is spliced from 26 exons. NCBI's taxonomy places the organism in Eukaryota, Metazoa, Chordata, Mammalia, Rodentia, Muridae. Gene Ontology annotation, cellular component: cytoplasm. Gene Ontology annotation, molecular function: phosphatidylinositol binding; phosphatidylcholine intramembrane carrier activity; phosphatidylcholine binding.